CAAACAACCAACCUGUUCAUAUCCACCCAGACACGGUCCCUCUCAUAUUCCCCAGAUAAUUCUCUCCAGAAAUUUCUCUCCCUCUCCCUCUGUCUCACUCUCGAUCGACGUUUUUCGCUUCGAAAAUGCUUCUGAAAGUUGCAUCGGCUUAUGGCUUAUUGAAUUCCCAUGGCGAUAAUAUGAGUUCUUUGUUUUCCUCUUCCUCUUCCUCUUCUUCAAAUUUUGUGGGCAAGAGGGGUAAUGGGUUUGUGCUGUGCGCUACAAAAAGCUCGAACAACAAGCCUUUAACCGGCGUCGUUUUUGAGCCCUUUGAAGAGGUGAAGAAGGAGCUUAAGCUUGUGCCAACUGUUCCACAAGAUUCACUUGCUCGCCAGAAGUACGCCGAUGAGUGUGAAGCCGCUAUUAAUGAACAAAUCAAUGUGGAGUACAAUGUUUCCUAUGCAUACCAUGCCAUGUUUGCCUAUUUUGAUAGAGACAAUGUUGCUCUCAAGGGUCUUGCAAAGUUUUUUAAGGAGUCAAGCGAAGAGGAAAGAGAUCAUGCUGAGAAAUUGAUGGAAUAUCAGAACAAGCGUGGUGGAAAAGUGAAGCUGCAGUCAAUUUUGAUGCCACUUUCAGAGUUCGACCAUGCCGAAAAAGGGGAUGCAUUAUAUGCUAUGGAGCUUUCACUCUCUCUGGAGAAAUUGACAAAUGAGAAGCUUCUAAACUUGCAUGCUGUAGCCUCCCGAAACAAUGAUGCGCAGUUGUCUGAUUUUGUUGAAAGCGAGUUCUUGGCUGAGCAGGUGGAAGCCAUUAAGAAGAUAUCAGAAUAUGUCUCCCAGCUGAGAAGAGUGGGCAAAGGACAUGGCGUUUGGCACUUUGAUCAGAUGCUGCUCCAUGAAGAGGAAGCUGUUGCAUAAAUGUGAGCUCGAUUUUUCUCCUGCUGACCUGUUUCUUUGUGGUAUCAUUUUCUAGAUUUUGCGAAGACAAUUUUUGCGUGUUGGUGGCAGUAAUUUAUUGGUGGCUUAUAUGAGUAUUACGUUGACAAUGAAGUAUAUUUAUGAAAAAUUACAGUAA
Molecule: messenger RNA, 1053 nt
Organism: Olea europaea var. sylvestris
Lineage: Eukaryota; Viridiplantae; Streptophyta; Magnoliopsida; Lamiales; Oleaceae
Product: ferritin-3, chloroplastic-like
Exons: 8
Coding region: 126-896 (256 amino acids)
Biological process (GO): iron ion transport; intracellular iron ion homeostasis
Cellular component (GO): cytoplasm
Molecular function (GO): ferrous iron binding; ferric iron binding
Source: RefSeq, a predicted model, not a curated record